Molecule: messenger RNA, 3141 nt
Organism: Herpailurus yagouaroundi (jaguarundi)
Lineage: Eukaryota; Metazoa; Chordata; Mammalia; Carnivora; Felidae
Gene: ZNF555
Product: zinc finger protein 555
Exons: 4
Coding region: 1197-2972 (591 amino acids)
Biological process (GO): regulation of DNA-templated transcription
Cellular component (GO): nucleus
Source: RefSeq, a predicted model, not a curated record
UUUACUGGGUAACACUACAGCUGCCAGGGAUGAUCCCGGCUGCCAUGUGAGGGGUGGGCCGGGAGGCUGCGGCAGCCCAGCAGCAACCAGGCAGAAGGAUGAGGAGAGGAUCCCUGCCCCUGUUCCCUUGGUUUAUCUGAAAUUCUGCUCCAGUCCUGGAAACUGAUUUAACUAAUUUUUUUCUCCCAGCGCAAUGCAAACUUUUCAGAUAUUUUGCCCAUCCAUAGUUUACCCUUGGGAACCUGGGGGCCCUUUCUCCUCCUGCCUGGAAGAGAGAACAAAAAUCCGAGACCUCACCAAAGCUGUGUUUUGUUUAAGUCUUCUCGCUCAGAUAGCAUGGCCCAAAGCAGCAGUAUACCGAGUGCGCCAGCCCCCCUUGGGGAUGGACCUGUGUCAUCUUUACCUCGGUCAACUCUUGAUUCAUGACAGACUGCAGCUCAGCGGUCUCUCCACACCUUCUCUCCAUACACAUGGCUUCUGCUAGGUUUCAGUGAGUCAGGGGUGUUCUAGCAGAUUCCACUUCUGAUGCCAACUGUGUCCGGUGUCCCCCAAGACCAUCCUUGUGUCCUGUGAGUAGGACCCUCGUGACUUAGCAUAUAGUUUUACUCAUGACUGUGAUCUGUUACAACAAACAGAGACACAGCAGAGUUAGCACAGGGAACAGGCACAUGGGGAAAAGUGUUCUUUCCCGGUGGAGUCACACAGAGUGCCCCCAGCAGUGAGUCUUGACGACGCGGGAGGUACUGUCACGCAGGGAGUCUUGGUAGAGACCCAGCGCCCGGCAUUUUGACUCCAGACUCCCAGAAGGAAGGCAGGUGUUGCAUAUUGACGUGUCACGUGCACAGCAGUUUAGACACCGUGGGUGAGAUCAGUCAGGCUGGUGUGAAACCUGAAACCCAUGUUCGCAGACACCAGCCUUGCCAGGAGUUGUGUCUAUGAAUAAAGUUAAGGCCCCUGAUGGCACGCUUCGUACACACUAGGAGUGGGGAUUCACUGGAAGAAGCACUACAGAUAACUAAGAACAGUGCAGCUGACUCAGGGACCGGUUGCUCCCUGUGCGCGUCACGGGGAUUUUCCCAUUCAGCUGCUACCCUGUUGAACAGGACUCAGUGGCCUUUGAGGAUGUGGCUGUGGACUUUACCCUGGAGGAGUGGGCUUUGCUGGAUUCUGCUCAGAGGAAGCUCUACAGAGAUGUGAUGCUGGAAAACUUGAAAAACCUGGCCGCAGUGGAUGAUGAGACUCAAUUGAAGGCCAAUGGGUCUGUUUCUCAGCAGGAUGCUUAUGGGAAUAAAAUAUCCAAGGGAAACAAAUUGGCAAAGUUCACCAGAAAUGAAUCCUGGGCCUCUGUUUUAGGGAAAAUUUGGGAAGAACUCAGCACGGAAGAUCAGCCCACAAACCAGGGGAGACAUCUGAGAAAUCCUGUGGUGGAGAGACUCUCUGAAAGUAAUGGUCAGUGCAGGGAAGGCUCCAGUCAGAUUCCAAAUCUUAAUCUGUAUGAGAAAACUCUUUGCGGAGUUAAAGAGGAUGAAUGCAGUGAGUAUGACAAAGUCUUCGGGCGUCACUCCGAGAGUCACAUCGCCAUGCACGCUGGACACAAAGCGUAUCAGUGUCAGGAGUGUGGGCGGGCCUAUACCUGUCGUGCACACCUAAGAAUGCAUGUGAGAACCCACAACAGAGAGAGAUCCUACGCGUGUAAAUUAUGUGGAAAAACCUUUCCUCGUACUUCUUCCCUCAACCGGCACGUAAGGAUUCACACUGCUGAGAAAACCUAUGAGUGUCAGCAAUGUGGGAAAGCCUUCAUUGAUUUCUCAAGUCUUACUAGUCAUGUGAGAACUCACACUGGAGAGAAGCCAUAUAAGUGCAAGGAAUGUGGGAAAGCCUUCAGUUAUUCCUCAACUUUCCGGAGACACAUGAUAACGCACACUGGAGAGAAGCCCUAUAAAUGUAAGGAAUGUGGGGAAGCCUUCAGCUACUCCUCAACUUUUCGGAGGCAUAUGAUCUCACACACUGGGGAGACACCACAUAAAUGUAAGGAAUGUGGAGAAGCCUUCAGCUACUCCUCAGCUUUUCGCAGGCACAUGAUCUCACACACUGGAGAGAAGCCCUACGAAUGUAAACAGUGUGGGAAAACCUUUAUUUACCUGCAGUCCUUCCGGAGACACGAAAGGAUUCACACUGGAGAGAAACCCUAUGAAUGCAAACAGUGUGGGAAAACCUUCAUUUAUCCCCAGUCCUUUCGAAGACACGAAAGGACUCAUGGUGGACAGAAGCCCUAUGAGUGCAGCCAGUGUGGGAAAGCCUUCAGCCAUCCCUCGUCCUUUCGAGGGCAUAUGAGAGUGCACACUGGGGAGAAACCUUAUGAAUGCAGUCAGUGUGGCAAAACUUUCAACUGGCCCAUCUCCUUACGAAGACAUAUGAGGACACACAACAGAGAGAAACCCUACGAGUGCAAACAGUGUGGGAAAGCCUUCAAUUUGUCUGCUUGCUUUCGAGAACAUGUGUGGAUGCAUCCAGGAGACAAGUCCUAUCAAUGCAAGCUAUGCGGGAAAGCGUUCUAUUGCCACAUAUCCUUACAGAAACACAUGAGAAGGCACACUGCAGAGAAACUCUAUGAAUGCAAGCAGUGCGGGAAAGCUUUCAGUUGGCCUGAACUCCUGCAGCAGCACGUGAGAACACAUACCGCGGAGAAACCCUAUGAAUGUAAGGAAUGCGGGAAGGUCUUCAAAUGGCCGUCAUCCUUGCCGAUACAUAUGAGAGUGCACACUGGAGAGAAACCCUAUGAAUGUAAGGAGUGUGGGAAGGCUUUUAGUUGUUCCUCAUCCUUAAGAAGACAUGUAAGGAUACACACUACCGAGAGACACUACUUAUGCACUGCGGGAAAUUCUGCAGAUGAAUUCAUGCCCCAUGCUUCAGAAAAUCCACACCAGGAGAGAAAGCUGAUAAAAGUUGUAAAUAUGGUACUGCCUUUGUGAGAACCCCAUCAAAGUGGACCCAUGGGGUGUGCAUUUCUAGUUCUUUUACAGAUAAAAACUUGGGUGCAGAAUAGCUCUCCAAGUACUCUUAGCUUUCAUACGAAAGUUUGCAAAUACUAUGUUUUCCCCUACAUUUCAGUAAAUAAACCUAUCUUUACAGUUUGUUGGA